Messenger RNA from Bacillus rossius redtenbacheri, 23341 nucleotides. RefSeq names its product ribosomal protein S6 kinase beta-1 (gene S6k). Bases 184 to 1578 code for a protein of 464 amino acids. Gene Ontology annotation, molecular function: ATP binding; protein serine/threonine kinase activity. NCBI's taxonomy places the organism in Eukaryota, Metazoa, Arthropoda, Insecta, Phasmatodea, Bacillidae. The transcript is spliced from 12 exons. Gene Ontology annotation, biological process: signal transduction; peptidyl-serine phosphorylation. The record is from RefSeq and is a predicted model, not a curated record.
UGCGAAGCUAAGCUUUAGAAGUGACGUCCAUACCUUUCAUAACAUUGGUUUUUCGCAAAUAACCCCAUUUCCACACUACUAGCAGGUGGAGCAAUUGUGUGGGUUUUGUUAGUGUAACGUUAGGGAAGGUCAAAAUUUCGUAAAGAAUUCUUUAAGACGUUAUGCCAAUGUAACAGUAAAAUCAUGGCUGGAGUUUUUGACAUUGAUAUAGACAAUCCAGAUGUUAAUCAAGAUGAUUCUGACGAUGAUACCAUUGAAUUGGACGAGGGCGAUUAUGAUCAAGAUCCAAAUGUAAAUGCCAUAAUAGAGUCGGAGGGCUGCGAGACCGUGCAGCUGUCGGAGCAGAACGUGAACACAGGCAAGGAGAAGACGGGGCCGCAGGACUUUGAGCUGCGCAAGGUGCUGGGCAAGGGCGGCUACGGCAAGGUGUUCCAGGUGCGCAAGGUCACCGGCCAGGACUCGGGCACCAUCUUCGCCAUGAAGGUGCUGCGCAAGGCCUCCAUCGUGCGCAACCAGAAGGACACGGCGCACACCAAGGCCGAGCGGAACAUCCUGGAGGCGGUGAAGCAUCCCUUCAUCGUGGAUCUCAUCUACGCGUUCCAAACGGGAGGGAAGCUGUACCUGAUCCUGGAGUACCUGAGCGGCGGGGAGCUGUUCAUGCACCUGGAGAGGGAAGGCAUCUUCCUGGAAGACACCGCGUGUUUCUACCUGUCUGAAAUUAUUUUAGCAUUAGAGCAUUUACAUGUACAGGGAAUAAUUUAUAGGGAUUUGAAGCCAGAAAAUAUAUUGUUAGAUGCUCAUGGUCAUGUGAAACUCACAGACUUUGGUCUCUGUAAAGAGCACAUUCAGGAGGGAAUAGUUACGCACACAUUUUGUGGAACUAUAGAGUAUAUGGCUCCGGAGAUACUGACGAGGAGUGGUCACGGGAAGGCUGUGGACUGGUGGUCAUUAGGUGCCUUGAUGUACGACAUGUUGACGGGGGCGCCACCGUUCACAGCAGAAAACAGGAAACGGACCAUAGAGAAGAUACUGAAAGGGAAGCUGUCGCUUCCUCCUUACCUGACCCCAGAUGCUCGUGACCUGAUCAGGAAGCUUCUAAAGAGGCAAGUGUCGCAGAGACUGGGGUCUUCCCCCGGGGACGGCGAGGCCGUCCGCGUGCACCCGUUCUUCAGGCACAUCAACUGGGGGGACGUGGUGAGCCGCAAGCUGGAGCCCCCCUUCAAGCCUUCACUGUCUAGUGAAGAUGACGUAUCGCAGUUUGACACAAAGUUCACCAAGCAGACGCCCAUCGACUCCCCGGACGAGUCGUCCCUGAGUGAAAGUGCGAACCUCGUAUUCCAGGGCUUCACUUACGUCGCGCCCUCUGUGCUGGAUGAGAUGUACAAGCCUCCCCGCAUCGUGAAGGCGCGGUCCCCCCGCAAGUCUGCCUUCCCGCCCCCCGUGAUGCGCAACCCCUUCAGCCCGCGCCACCACCUCUCGCCGGCCGGCUUCGCCUUCGCCCAGAACAACCGGGGCUUCCACAUGGACGGCAGCUGUCAAGAGGAGAUGAUGGAGGUUCAAGGAGUGCCCCAUGUAUAGCGUACGUUUGAAUUUAGCAACAAUUUGAAGCAGUUUGUUUGACAAUGGUUGUAUUUGGCAAAGCUUCAAUGUAAAUAUUUAUAUUUAGUUGUUUUCUAAGUUAUAUAUAAAAGUAUAUCAAUAUCAAACUGCAGAAAAGUGGAGAACCAUACUUUUAGCAAUGACCGAAAGUGUUCAAGGUUUUGCCGUGGCCUAAGCAUAUGCAACUUAUUUGUUUUUAGUGCAGGGUUGUGGGUUGAUCUUUGUCGCUUCCCAGCAACGAACAGCGCUCACAAGGGACUUGGUUUUGCACUUGUUUGUUACCAUAACCACGGUAGCCUGCGUGCAUCACCAUUCAGUUUCGUGCUUCGGAAACAACGUAGAAAUCCCAAAACUUCCGGCUGAGAUUUUUUUAGUGGCUUCAACGUGAGCAGUUGAAUUUUUCAUUUUGAUAUCGCGUACAGACUUGAGCAAAAGCCAUCACUGCUACCAACUACGGUUCUACACUUAACCUCAGGUCAUCUAUGCUGUGGCUGUCGACUACCGAAGGAAUCACUCACAUUCCAAACCGACCGGACAGGGAAGUGUGGUCGAGUAUCUUGCCUACUUGCUAAGCAGAGCAGUUUCUCAGCUGUGGAGACAGCACCCUUUAGAACACAGGAUUGCAGAGACCUCGAACACCAGCGCUGAAUCGUUACGACUAAACCUAAUUGCUUCUCGCCAAUUCACGACCUCGCCGCGGCCCGACGACGACGGACCAAAAGCUGAACUUGUAUGAAUUCUUCCAUCAUUUCGCUGAUGUGCUGCGUCUAUUUCUUGGACAGAAUCUUGUAGGCCUUAGUUUUGCCUUUGUAACACGAUAGUUUAAACUAGUUGUUUUGAGGUCAUACUUUUACUGAAUUGAGAAAUGUGUGCAUGUGUAAUUCAGUGUUUUUAUCAUGUUUUGUGAAUUAAUUAUUGUAAUACUAGUCAUUUUUGCCAUUCAAGAGACAAAUUUAAUAGCUGUGAAGUAUUACAAAUAUAGCCAAGCAAGUAGGAAAUAUGUGUUGUGCUGUGACAUGGUUUGAUUACUUUUAUAGAUUAUGUAUUAUUGCACACACAUGCACAAACAAUUUGGUUUUGUGAUUGUGCUUGGCAAAAAUAAUUCUUUGUGAGUGAUGAUGGAGGUUAUUAGUACAUAAAGGUUUUAGUUUAAGCUUUAGGGUGAAUUAGGUCUUUGGUAAUGGUAACAUUGGUACCUUUAAUGCAGUGAGUUUUCAGCACUCCAAACAUGGGUGAAGUUCUCACCUCAGCAAAAUGAAAUCGCAGGUUUGGGAAAUUGUGUGUAUAAAUUUACUUAUUUGUUUUAUUAUAAUCAUGAUGAGUUUAUUUUACAUUGACGGUUGGCUGCAAUAGCAAUAAGCUUCUUUUAAUUUGAAGUGACUGUGCUGGGAGUUUUUGACUCAAGGCUGGAUGAAAUGACAGUCUUAAUAAAUAGACAAAAUGGUUUCGAAGUUUUCCAACUUUAAACAACAAUGUGAUUGCUCACUUAUACAAUAAUUAUUCUGGAAAAAAAACUGUUGUUUGUUAGUUGGGAUUGUGUACCAUUACAUAUUUGACUUGUCAUUGUGUCCGAUCCACAUGAUAUCAUAGUGAGCAGAGGAUACUAAUUUGUUACUGUGUGUAUCUAGGUAAUAUUUUUAAGUUUUACCAUAUACAUUUUUUAUUGUAUUUAUAUUUACAGUGUUGUAUUCUUUGCUGCAAUUUGGGUUGAUUACCUAUGUAUUUAAUUAUUUCGUGUUUUAUAUGUUUGCAAUAUCAAUUAAACAAGUUUGGUUUGUGAAACUUCGCUGUACAAGUACACAAGGCAUAAUGUCACCAACCAAUACUGAACUAAUGCAAUAAUUUGGCAGGAGAAAGUGAAAAAUUGUGUGAAAUUUUGCCUGCCUACUUCUUGUGUGUUGUGUGUAUGCAUGUGUGUGUAGUUAAUGUGUUUGUGAAUGUGUGUGUGUGCAUAUAUGUGUACAUAUGUGUGUGCCUGAUUGCUUAAAAAAAAUGCAUUCACCUGAUUAUACUGGAGAAUUUGGAAACAUUUUAUUUGAGGUUUGUUAGGGUCUGGAAAAAUUAGCAUCUAUUUUUUCCAAAAUUACCAUAUAUUAUUGUAUAAAUAUAAGCAUCUGUUAUUGUGAAAUUAGCAUUUUAGAUGCAAUUAAUUAAAAACCUAAUGUUUAAGUUGUAAAUAUUUGCAAACCAAAUAUUCACAUAUAUGUACAAAUACCUGCAAAAAACCCUUUAGUUUGGUUUUGUACAAAAACCACAAUAUUUUAAUGUCGGUUUAGAUUAAUACCACAAAAAAAUUUAAAUGCUUAUUUAACUAAAAAAUAAUAAUUGAGACUGCAAUAUGCCAACAAACAUUAAGUUACAGUUUUAAUUUAAGAGUAAUGUACAAAAAUUCUGGAUCAAUUGGGUUAGGUUGGGUUGUAUUUUAAAGUUUUCUCGAAAUGUAUAUAAUUUGGUUGCAUCACAGAGACAUGGCAAUAUCACGAAGUAUGGUAACAAAAACUAGUGUAGAGAAUGAUAACUGGAAUGCAUGGGUUAAAAGUCACAUUUGGAGGAACGCCAAGUAUAUGUACUAUUGCUGUGGUUUACUUUCACACUUUUCACUAAAGUAUGAUACAAGAAAGUGCAGGCUAUUUUGUUUUCAUCUUAUUAGCCAAUCAAACACCUUUCGUCUGUGAGAUGGGAAAGUCUGCGGUGGACCUGUUGUAUUUUUGUAUUAACUGAAGUGCUGAUAAUUCUGAAGUGACAAUCAUCAAUUUAAAUAAUUUAAUUAUACAUACAUUUGUGUCCUAGACAAACAGCAUAGUUUGAAUACAAGCUGGUUCAGGUCACUGAAAGUCUACAAGAGAGGGUUAUUUCUGAGUGUAAGAAGAUAAUUUUGUACAAUGAUUUUGAAAACUGUCAAAUACCUAUAUGUAGCAGUUAUGUAGUAUUUUAUAAAUUAUAUUUUUACAAAUGAAUGAAAUUUAAAUGGAUUUAGCUGAAAAAAAAUAGCAUUUAUAGCCAGAUGCUAAUUUUUCCCAACCCUAUACAAGUUUUCAAAAAUAACAUUAAAAUUUGGAUUUUGGGACUUCUGCAUUAUUCACUACAGGUUUCAUCCUGUAGCCAGGUCAAUUUUGUGUGUAGGAGUAAAACUACCAUGACUUAUCAUACUAUCAACCACUCAACUCAACCAAUAUCUCCACUCCUCUCUCUCCACCUUUAUUCUCUCUCUCCACUGUUAAUCUCUUCACCACACCUCAGUUUAAAAAAAAAUAUUUAAUUCUUUAAACGGAACUAAAAUGAUAAUUCUGUUAGUUAUUAUAUGUGGUACUGUAGUUCAAGAUCACUAUUUUUUGGUAUGUAAAAUAUUACAAUGCAGUAAAACUGAGUUAAAUAUUUUCUGAAAGAAGUAUAAAUAUGAUUGUAUAAUUUUUUUAAUUAUUUUAUUUUAUUUAUUAAACAGGAAAACUAUGAGUGGUACCUUUAGGGUUUUUUUAGUAUUUAGAAAGAUUUUUUUUUUUGUAUUUUUAGUUGCUUACCUUAUUUUUUAAGAAAAUAACACCAUGAAGACCACUGCAUAUUCAAGGGCCAUAACUUGAAACUAGGGAGAGAAUAUAAGUCUAUUCCUUAACAUGUACCUGUAGAUGAUCUGUUGAGGCAGCUCGUGAACCUCACAGUGGUUUCGGAUUGGUAUUAUCUUCUGUUUGUCAGGUUUGGCAAUAAUUUAUGGGCAGAAAAAAUCUUAGUCUUAGUAGCUCAAUAGCAUUUGCGUGUAAACUGUUAAUGUGUUGGAAAAGUGUGAGGAAUGCUGGGCUUCCUGUUGUCACAACUGAAUGCUGGUAGGAUUCAAGUUGUAUGUAAUCACAAGACAUAUUGAGAGCUUCAAAACUAACCUUUCAAAAAAAUGUUAUGAACAUGAAUGAAAAAGCUUAAUGUCAAAGGAUGUGAGUGCCACCAAACCAAUAUUGAACCUGAAUUAUCAAUAUCUUUAGUGCAUGGUCAAAAGAGCACGAGUCUUAUGGCAACCAGGUUGACUUAAGCCCUUUUGACCAUGCAACAAAGAAUUAUAAUUUGUAGAACUGCUAAAGAAAAUGGUCGUUCACUCUGAGGGUUUACAAAUUCCAGCCUUAAACAAAACAAAGCAUGCAAUCACUUGAUUGCAGUUUCUUGGUUAUUUGUUUGGAAUGUUAAUAUUAAAAUUCAGUAUGAAAUACUUAUAUUAUUGUUAUGUAAGGAGUUGAUUUUUUCUUAUCAAUCAGGUUUGAAAUAUUUUUUUAUUUUAUUUAUUAUAAUUUAGAAAUUACAAUUAUGUAUAUAAGUUAAUGUUACUUGAUGUCUGAUACUAUCAUAGUUAUUUUAAAGUGAACCGUUUUAUCAAUUUGACACUUUUAAUUGUGUUUAAAUAAAUAAUGAUUUAUAUUGUUUUGAAAAAAAAAAGUUGAACAAUUUGAAGUAAGUAGUUGAUUUAGCAAAAAAAAUUAAUUGGCAUGAUAAGCUGUUUCCCACAGUGUUGGUGUAAGGCUGAUUCCUUAGUGGGUAGUAAAACCCUGUUAAUAAAUUCCAAUUAAGACAAUUUCUUGCAUAAUAAGUUUAAAAGAAUUUAGCACUUUACUUAUAAAUACAUAUACAUAAUUAAACAAUUUUAAUCAGUUUUCCCUGUUAAUAAGUCUGAAUUUCCAAGUACCUCAAGAAACUUCUUAACAGGGUUUUACUGUGGUUAAUUUAUGUGUUUGUCUGUUACAACUGUUGCACAAUGGGGAACAUGCUUGUCAGCCCUGGUUAAAAAGUGUCAAAUUUUGUGAUCUUUAAAUUUGCAGGAAAAGCUUUUGUGAACAAAAGCGCUUGGUGGGCAUUGGAUUUUGCCUACUGCGUCAAGGCCAGAUGUGUAGAAUGCCUAUGGAGAUUUAUUUUCAUGUUGGACAUGAAACUACAAAGGUUCUUGUGUUCAGGUGUUUCAUGCUCAUUUACCUUGUUGUUUGUUAAAUGAUUACCAUUGUUUAAAAGAACUAGUACCUGUUCUAAGAUAGUUUUUGGGCAGGUUUUCCUCAUUGGUGGUCGUGAAACAUAGGUCAGGAUUGUAGUCCUGCCAAUCUGCUGAAAUAUUGAAAUUAAAAGAUUGAGACCUAAAUAUAUAGCACCAACACAUGGAGGUUGUAAGUGUGGAUAUACAUAUAAGGAUAAAAACUGUUUUGAAGCUAGUCAGUUUAUUCUAAAAAUAGUUCAUUUCCAUCCUCCUGGGUGUAACAGUAGCAUAAGUACUACCAUCACACAGGUUGACCUAUCAUACAAGAUGAGUAGUAGCUUUAAGCUUUUCAACUUGCACAUUUUAGUUGUAUAUGCUGUAAAAUAUUAUAUUCUUGUGUUUUCAUUGAAGUAAUUUGAAGUGCAUAAAAAUUUGUAAACACUUGCAUUUAAAAACAUUGAAAAAUGUUUAAAACCUGUGCAAAAUAUUUGUGACAUGCUGAAGGUAGAUAUUUUUUAAAGGUGGUCUUAUUUUCUAGGUUUUUUUUAUAGUCUGAGUAUGUUCAUUCAAUGUUUUCUAAUAAAAUCAGGCACAUAAUCAAGGUUGUCUUAUAUUUUAUUUACUUUUCAUUCAAGUUCAACUUAUUUUGUACGUUGUUUAAUAAUAAAUAGAAAUAAUCUUAUAAUCAAGGAUUAAAAGUUUUUUUAGAUUCUAGGUCAUAUAUUUAUGUAAAUACCUAAUACUGUAAUACAGUAAAUGCUUUUCAAUCUGUUACGUUCAGGAACAUGGUGGUGUCGGAUCAGUGAUUUUUACGAAUUAUCUAACAUCAAUGUAGUUAUGUAUACUGGAAUCCAAAAACAUUAAUGCACAGUACAAUGAUAUUUUAAGUUAGUGAUAAUAAGAUGCUAUAUGGCUGUAUACUGUAUGUACAUUAUUGUAGUAUUGUGCAAACAUGAUGUGUAACCCACUAGAAAACGGCAGUAAUGCACCCGAAGAAACCUGAAUGUGAGCGGAUCGAUCUGUGAAUAUGAAUUAAAGAGAAUUAAAUCUAAGAAAAUUAAUUAAAGAGCGCUGAUUGUUAUUGUACUCUUUUGCAAUUUGAAAUCAUUGACAAUUUAUCUUAUAUCAAGUGGAAUAACUUGUUUAUGCUAUUUUAUGUUAAGUCAUAAAAAAUUAGAAAGCAAUUUUCUUAAUUUCAAAAUAAAUUUAAAUUUAAAUUUUGCUUAGAAUAAACAAAUUUAAACGUACUUAAAUAUUUGCUCUCUGUUACAUGCUGCAGUUCCUACAUAUUCUUUGAUAUUUUUUUGUUUGUUUUUAUUUAGUAUAGUUGUGCAAGCACCAAUGGCUGGUUUUAUUGUGGUAUCAGUAACUGGUUCCUGUUAUUUUAGAGGAUGCCAGAUAAAAAAAAUAUCCAUCCACAUAAACUUUUGUUUACAGCUAACAUUUGGUAGUAGAUAAAAUGAUCCUGGUCCCUUAGUAGAAUAUUAUGUUAGUGUUUCUUUAAUGCCAGCAUAUUACAAGCCUUAAAACAAGAACAAGAUUUCAGAAAUAAAUAUAGAUUUGAAGGGAAGAGAUGUUGUUUAAAUGGAUUAGCUAGAUUGAUAACUGAUAAAAUGAAAAAUAUGAAGUGUACUUGCAACGAGUUUGUCACCUAGCCUUAUUUGCACCAUUCAUUAGCUGUUAAUUUAGGCUUUAAGCUAACUAAUAAUAGUUUGUAAGAAUUAGUGGAGUAGUUGUAGAGUUAUUAGUAAAUAUACAUUGAGGCGUACAAAAAUAAAUGUUUUCCAAAAUAUUAUUCAUAUUUAUUCUUAGUUUCUUUUACAAAAUAUCUGUCUCUAAUUUUUGUGAAAAUGUCAAACUAAUUGCAAAAUUAUAUUUACAGCUUGGUUAUGAUUAUGUCUAGAUAAAGAUACUUUCAUUACAGCCACUAUUUAUGUAGCUUUUUUGAAAUUUUAAAGUGAGAGUAUACAAUUGAGCUGCAAAAAAAAUCCAUUGUAUACAUGGUUAAACAUUUCAGUAUUAAAAUUGGUAACUAGUAACUUUGAUACUAGGUAUAGCAUAGUUCAGGCUUUCACAACAUGACCAUAAAAAUGUUAAUGCAUUUCACAUGGUUUGUGUGUAUCUACAUUUUUUUUAAUGCCCCUAGAUGAUGUAAGACUAAUUUUACUUACUGUGUAUACUACAUUGAGUAUUUGGAACAGAAGCAUCAAAUUUACAUUAUGUUUAAAGAUCUAUAAGCCUAAGUAAGUCAUAGUACAAAGAACUUAAGAUUUAUUUUAGUUUACAGGGCAGUUAGUUGCAUUAAAAUUUCUGGUUCCUCGCCACAUUCGUGCGCACAUUCCGACCAGUAGCAAGGUCUAGAACAAAUCCCUCCACUACCUCCAGAUUCCCACCAUUUCUCCUUCUCUUUUCUCCCGAGACUUGUCUUUUUGUCCACAGUUAUCCGUGCUUGUGUUUGUUUUGUAACAGACAUGCAUGGUAUUGUAUUCUCCAGCACUAGCGGUUAUUAUCACGUUCAGAGAUUGUUGGAUUGCAUUUUCAGUAUUUGGUGUGUGACGUUCUUGAUUGUGGAUGAGUGCAGUGCAGUUCUUGUGUGCGGGAGGUUGAAGUAGGUGGGUUGAGUGCACUGUGUCAACCACAUCUAGGUUGUAGUUUUUAGCUUUGAGAGCAUGCUUAACUAAAUUAAAAUGUAGAUAAAGUUAAUAACUAAAGGAACGAUAUAAUGCCCAAUGGAGGGGGCACAAUUUUAAAAUCAAACCUUUGUACUUCGAGAAAGAUUGCGUAUGAGGAUAAAAAUGUAGACAGUUGUUCAAGUUAGAGCAACUGACAUUGUAAUGUGGGGCAUUGGGACAGUACUGUUACCCAGCUAUUUAUAGCAUUCACAACAAACUUUCAAUAGAAAUGUGGGUAGAUUAUGAGCCCUGGGCUGUAAUUCAAGGAACAAGGUAUUCUGCUUUUUAGCCGACAUCUGUUCAUUUGGGUCUUCCGGAUUCACCUCCGGAGUUGAUUCACUUUCUUCAUUUAAACACUAGGCAUCUCUAGGUAAGGACAUAAUAGUUUUAUGUCCAACACAUGCUGGAUUACUUCAGAAAUGUUUAUAGAUAUAUAUUCUGGAAUGAUGAACUUCAAACCCAUGUCUACAUUUAUACUUAAUAUUAUCAAUUAAAAUAUGAGGGCACAAUAUUUUAGCAUGGACUGGUAUUCAACCGUGGAAUGGAAAAUGUAAAUCAUGUUUUCAUAUGUUCCUAUUCAUUAGUUAUUGUGGUUAAAUUGAAAUUUUGUUGUUCAGUCAGAAAUUCCUUAAAGAAAUUUGUGUAAUUUAUUUUUGAACAUUUGUGUUACUUUUUGCUACAGUGUCUAUGUAAAGCUAAUCUGUAUUUUUAACCGUAACUAUUGUCUGGGUUGUGUCUUGUUGGAGCAUGCAUUUCUGAAAGUUAUAAGCACCAGCAGUGGUAUGUUAAUUUUUGUAGCACCAGUUACACUGAAACAUCGAGGUAGAAUUAUGUUUUAAAAAAAUAUGUGCACACAUUCUGUAUUAGUAUUCAUGCUAUUUAUGGACAUUGAUUUUUCAGCUUUGUUAUUAUAUACUCUAAUAUAGUUUAAAAAUUUUUAUAUGAAUUUACGUUUUUAUAUUGUCAGCAUUAUAUGUGUCUUGAUCUGUUUUAUGUAAAAAUUAAACUAUACAAAAAGGUAAGUUCGUAAAUUUUUAACAGAAAGUUUUAGCAGAAAUCACUAACCAAGCUAACUGGGAAAUUAAUAUAAUUGUCUUAAAUAACUAGUUUGCCAGUUCUACCUCAGCAGUUAUUAGCAGUCACUACGUUUUCUGGUGCAGUAGCAAAUUUAAUUACAUUUACCGCUAACUAAGGUCUAGCUCAGAUAUAAUAAAUUUUUUGAAUAAAAAUUUAUGACAAAUUAAGAGGUUUUUUGGUAACAAGUGUGAAUUAAUUUAGCAGAAGUUGGCAUUAGUUUUGAUAUGUGUCAUCUAGUGCAGCAUUUUUAGCAAGUGAAAUGGUAGCCGUUUGUUAGAAUUGCACAGUUUUGAAUACAUAUCUGCUGUCCUUUCUUUGGUCCAAAAUUGUGCACUUGGAAAUUAACUGGUAAAAAUUUUCAGUGAAGUCAUUGUUUGCUUGUGAAAGAAAAUAUUUCAAAAAAAAUAUUAAAGAUUUUCACCUGUGUUUUCUGCUUUUUUUAAUUUUACGUUAUUUCAAUUAACUGCUUGUUCCUGCAGUUCGUAUAAAGAUUUAAAAGACAAACCCAAACACACAGUAUUGACUUUAGAUUUAUUUGUCUGAUUGUCUUUAAUGAUCUCUAUGUUGAUGUAAUGUUGAGUCAUCAUUAAUUUAUUAAUACAUCAAUCUGUUAAACUGAUUUUACAUCAAUUUUUCAAUGCAUCUAGUUUUGACUGUCUGAAUUGGCUAGGAUUGUGGGUUUUUGCCAAGUGAAGUAAAAGCUGAAAUAAUUUCCAAUGCACACCCUCCUACAUAAUACUGUCAAAAAAAUUAUGUGAUUGAUAUUCUUGAUGAAUACUUCUGCCCCUAUAGACAUAAAUAGUUAGUCUCCUCCUACCAGCUACAGAAAUGUAUAGUGUUGCACUAUAAUAGCUCAAAGACAGUAAUGUUAAUGUUCCAUGGCUUCUCAUCAAAUAUGAAGGUGUUACUGUUGUAGACUUUGUGUCAUUUUAUGAUGCUCUGACAAGAAUUGCAUUGUAAGCUGAAAGAAAAUAACUUACCCAACAAACAAUGUGCAAAAAUUGUUACCAUAAGUAUUUCAAACAUUGGCUUGCGAUCAAAUAAUCUGACAACUACCUCUGCAACUCUGUUAUGUACGUCAGUUUAGACUUUACUAGUUAUAGCUUAGCAGUUAUAUCUAUUAGAAAUUCAGUUUUCAGUAGUAUAAACCAGUUAAUUAGAGAAAUAAUUGAAAUACUUUUAUUAUUUUUUAUAGUUAGAAGUUAAGAUUGGUUCGAGGUGAUUGUGACUGAUGAGUUUUUUAAGUGUUAUAGUUCCCCUGAACUUAUCAGUACAUAAAGGAAGCUUUGUGAGGUGGUUUCAGUGCUGUAGAUAAUUAUUUGUUCAGCUUUGUAUCAGUAUCCACACGUCCAUGCCCGAGGCUUGGUCGAAAUGGACGGAAGAGACUGGUUCUUUAGCAAACCUGGCUGUCUGGCCCAAGAGAGAGAUGUGUUGUUGCCGGUCAUUCUGUAUUGUGUUCAGGGUGAGAUUUGGGAAUGGGGUAGUGGCAGAAUGGAGGUGGUAGAACAUUUAUGAUCCACAAUAGUGCCAGAACUGUGAAAUAAGUUCAAAAUCGGAUAAUGUGAUUUAGAUGAAUAAUAACUUCACUCACAGAACUUUGCCACCGGAGUUUCUACUGUUCUAAUACACUGCCCAAAAAAAUCCGCUCACUAAGAUAGAAGGGUAAAAAUCCUAUAACUUAAACUACACUUAUAAUUUUCUUGUGUAGUUUUUAUUAGACUGCUCUUUGAUAUUAAACAAGAGAAUUUUAUAAAACUCUAGUGUGCAAUGUUUAGAGAUACAAUUUUCUGGCCUCUUGCCCCCACCCUUCCAUUGAACAGGGUGUAAAAGAAAAUUAUGUAUCAAGAUUCUCAUAAUGUGUGGGGAUGGUUUUUUCUGGGUACUGUGGUUUCCUCCUGUCGCUCCACUUACCCUCAACUCUCCCACCAUUUUCUGGGCUGACCAGAAACAAUCGUCUCUAGGAUUGGGCAGCGUCGUCCUAUAGGAUCGACACACAGUGCCUUUUAUUGUUUUUAUUGCAGUCAACUGCAUCCACAUAAGAACACCUGCUUUGAACUCAUUCCAGCAGAAUUGUAAAUUUAGGCAAUGAUAUCAGCUUCCUACUUCGAGUAGCAUUCUCCAAGACAUCAAAAUAUCGUAGCAAUACUGUGCUUUGUUUUGACAGGGCUAUAUGUUUCAAAUACUUGCAUUACUGUUAGUUGAUGAACCAUAGUCCGUAUGACUAAGCAUUUGCUGUAUGUGUUUUUCGAUCCUGACUAAAAACAAAGGGUCAAUUAUAAUUAUUAUGGUCUGUCACGUUUAAGCAUUUGCUGUAUGUGUUUUCCGAUCCUGACUAAAAACAAAGGGUCAAUUAUAAUUAUUAUGGUCUGUCACGUUUUUUCUCUGUCAGUGUGACACAAGAAUGAAUAGGUUUAUCAUUUUCAUUUGACUCUUAUAUUACUAUUUAGCACCAUAUUUAGGUCAAGUUGUGUUUGUGCUUAAUUGUGAUCCUGAUUGCUUUUGGUAUGUCUUGACUCUUGAGGUCGUCUUUGUAUCGAGGAUUGCAAGACUCCUGCUGCUUUGAAAAAACAGGCUAAAAUUGUUCAUUUAGAAAUUAUCUUUAGUAUAUUAGUGUAAUUUGUGUGUUUUUAAGUGUGAUAAACUUGAUUUUGAUAAAGUGUUAAACCCAGGGGGAAGUUUUAAGUUUAGAAAAAUGUUUCGGCUGUCAUUAAUAAUUAUAGUUUUUUGAGUGAAAGUUUAAAUGUUUCAUAUAAAAAUUUUUAUUUUUGAAAUUGUAAUUUGUUACUUUUUCUAAGGCAAAACCUGUACUUGUAAAAACUUUAUAUACUAUUUAUUAUUUAAAUAACAAUUCUUUAAAAACAAAAUAAAACCUGAAGUUAGUGACAGGCUCGUGUUGGUAGCAGGUAGGGUUAUGUUGAAUAAUAAAUUAUGUGUUGAUAGUUAGAAUAUUGCUAUUUUUUCUUAAAUGUGUGUUGACUUGGCAGCAAAGUGUUCUUUUCUUCAUAUGUUUUAAAUUUAAAAGACAUUUGCUUACUGUGUUUUUAUUUUGUUCGUGUUUUUUUUUUUUCCUAGUUGUCAUUUUCAUAUUUGAUAUGUGCAAAGACUAUUUCUGUAAUUAAAUAUGUGAGAUUGAAAAUGUUGUUGGUACCGUUAAUUUUUGUUUUUCCACUGUAAUGUGUUGAGUUAGUUUUCCUGUGACCCAUUCAAGAAAUUAUAAAUUAUUAUUAUGAUUGUAAGCAGUUUACUGAAAACAUUAAUGUACUCUGUACACUAUCAGUUUCAUCUUAAUGUAACACAAAUUUUCACUUCAGUACCUACUUAUGGUUAAUUUUUUUUUACCAAUCAUCUGAAAGUUUAGUUGAUACUGCCCUGAUUGUUAGGAGAUUUUUGUGCAUAUACAAAUGUAUCAGCACAACUGAAUGUACAUAUUUAUUGUCUGUGAACAACUGCCUCUCUCCGAUUAAUUUUGCAGUUUUUUCACCAGACCAGUGAGUGAGUGGGUGGGUGGGCCAGUAUUCCUUUCAAUUGAGAAACCUUUCUUUUCUCCCUUCUUACACACACAAUUUGAAGCAUCGCCAGGCUGUUGUGGCAGCUGGUAUUAUUGGAUCUCUCAGGACACCGCUGCAUGCAGUCUUCCAGUAUCCAAAUCAUCUUCUCAGGGAAAGGGAAAUUAUGCAAAUUAUUGAAUUCUGGAUAAAUGUACGCUCUCUUCCCAGUUGACCCCCCCCCCCCCCCCCCUCCUUUUUCCCUUCUGGAUCCUGGUGUUUACCAUACCAGAGUUCUGACGACAGUGGUGGUUAUCUCCAUGGCUUCCUGUAGCUCACAGCUAUCCUAUUUUACAUCUCAUCUUCCGUUGAAGAACCACUCUAGUAGUUCUUUUAUGAGAGGCAUGUCUCAAUUCUCUGUGCAUCUGCAGGCAGCAUCUCCCAUGAAAUUUACUGUCGCCAUUUUUUUUUAUGGGUGCUCUUCCAUCUAAUUGGCUAGAAAAGAUGGAAUUUCCACUUCUUUAUAACUUUUACUGCACCAGGUAACCUAUGGUUUUGCCUUGAGGCAUGUGAGUGGUGCGAGCAGUCUCUGUCUUGUCUUUUUCAACAACUAAUAAUAGUAAUAAUAAUAAUACAAGGACUAGCCUUAUCUGGAUCAGCACACAGCACGCCAGCUGUUAAGCCUAAAGACUGCUUCCAUUCUCAAAGCAUUGAAUGGAAACUGGAAGAGAUGAAUCCGAAAAGGCAGCAGCGCAGAAAGUGUUACAAAGCCCAUGGCGGUAUUGUAGGAUCUGGUCUAGGUGCUAACUGCACAAAAAAAUUAACCUGUACUAAAAACAAGAAGAAAGUAGGAUAAGCAUGAGAGAAAACAUGUAAGAUAUAUAAUAGCUGAUAUUGGCAUCCACUUACCAAAUAAUGUGGGUUGUUACGAAAUCAGAUCAUGGCAGAAGUUAUGAAAACCCAAAGUAGAUAGAAAUUCAGGGGAAAAAAAAACACUAUUCGCUAUGUAUUUGACUGCAUGGAAGAUGUUUUCUAAGAACUUUAUGUUAAACUGUGCACUGAUGAGACAAAGUGCAAAUCAGCUGAAGAACAAUUGUCACUAGAGGGUAUACAGAAGCAUAAUUAGUUACCCAGAAGAGGCUAUGUGGUGGGGGCUGUAUUUCUUAGCUCUGCCACUAGUUGCCGCACUGGUGUUAGGGAGGGGGUUUACUGGUGAGCGGAGGAAUACUUAGGUUGCCUUCUGGUUGGGGCUUUAUUUUCACAUAUUGGUGGCAAGAGGAGCUGGAGGUUAAAUGGCACUGCCGUGGUGAGGGGAGGAAAUGCGGAUGUUCUGGGAACAGAGUAUGCAUAGCGGUCCUUGGUAUAUCGCCACUGAACGUUGUGCCAACCUGGGUUGGUAUCAGAGCGUAGCAAAGCAGGCAUACAUUCUCGUAGUAACCAGCGAGGCAGGCUAAGUUGAUACGUAAUCACAGCUACCUGAAACAGGUAGCUGUGUGGUAAGAUGGUGGGAAGCUAGCAGCACCUCAUAGCUGGCCAGGCUGAUAGGAAAACUUAGGCAGUGAGGGAAAGUGAAGUGAAGGUAAGGUUCCUGUUAGUUGUUGAAGUUAAUAAAAAAGAAAUAUACCAAAAAUACCAUGUAAUGUUAAGAUAAAAAAAUUAUGCCAUAAAUUUAAUUUAAAAUAUGGGUAAUUCUCAAGAUUCAAAAUAAUAAGCCACACAUGCUUUCUCGAAAGUUGAUAUUUUUAUAUUAUGUUCAUCAGUUAUGGGCAGAAAAGAUAAAACUUGAAGAGUGAAUCUAAUGACAUUUGAUUGGAUGCUCCUAAAAUGUUUUAUACUGGUGUUGUGUUCACUCCAGGUAUCUUACUAAAAAAAUCCAAAAAUAUAUGUCCUUAAAAAAAGUUAUUUUAGUAAUAACCAGAUUUGUUUAAAUAUUAUAUUGGUUAAUCCUGUGGUAAAAAAAAUAGUGUGUUUGGAAAUUGCUGGGCACAAAUUUAGUAGGUGGUAGGGAAUGCCAAAGUGAGCAGUGGUGCAGUGAUGAUAAAAUGCUCUGUGAGAAGCAGGUGACAAGCGGGACACAUACAUAGUUCACAACAUGUGCUAGCAGCUAGCACCAGUAAAUAUAUAACACUGUAGAUGGUUGGUUGUGAUAAAUUAGCGCAGUGUUGACUGUUAGUGAGUACACAGUGCUGGAAUUACAGAUUUGACAAACAGCAAUAACAUGGUAGACUUUACAUUGGCCAACAUGCACUGGUAGACUUUACAUUGGCCAACAUGCACUGGUAGACUUUACAUUGGCCAACAUGCACAUGGUGUAGUGGGGUGUGGGGAGGCGAAAGGAAUUUCAUCAGGAACAGUGUGCAGUUACCAAGGACUUUUUUACAAAGGACAUGUACCAGAUAGGAAGACGUUCAUGCGGCUUUGUCAGCAACUGCCUUAAACAGGGAGUUUUAUACUACAAAGGGAGACCAGAGAGCUGGUUACUUCUGCGUAUGACUGUAAACAUCUACUCCUACCGGCUUGUAAUGAGAAGCAUUUGAACAUCACUUACUGUGAUCAGGCAUCCUCUCAGCCAGUGGAGAUCUGCCAUGGUGCAAGCAAAAUUCAAAUUUGCACGAAGCUGUUCACAUCUGCAACUCUGCAGAAUUUCAUUUCUGAACAUAUGUUCCUUUUCUUCCCCCCAUUAUCUUUCUCUCUCGUAUUUCAAACAUCAUGGCUUACGAGUUAAGAAUAUAUGAUUAGACGCCAAGAACGUGGGGCAUAACUGCUUCUGGUGAGCGUCAGGCACAACGAAGGAAACUACAGAAACUAAAGAUGUUAGUUUUCCAGGAAAGAAUUUUUGGGAAAAUUUUACCCCCAUUCUCCGCCCAUUAAGUUUAUGCCCAACAAAUGUUUCAGAAAAAGCCAGUAUAUUUUGUUUGUGUACACAUGCGUGCUUACGUGCUUGUGCAUGUGUGUGUGUAAUAUAUACAGGAUUCCCGCAACCAAGAAAAACUCAGGGAAUUGAAAAUGUGUCUUGAAAACCUGCAAAAACAGGGAAAUCAUCAGUAUCUACGUUAAAAACAUGUCCGUAAUUUUUCAUAAUACGAACAUGUAUUUUAAUUAUAAAUUCAUUUGCUGUUAGUGAUCCAUAUCCGACUUUCGCUAACAUUGAGUGUAAGGGAUACAAACAACCUAUUUUGUAUUAAUUUGAAGCAUAAUCAAAUAUCUAUAGGCAUAGUCUUUACUUUAAUCACAAUUUAUAAUGUAUCUCUUAAAAGUUUGAUCAAAAAAUAUAUUCAUUAUCUUUAUCAGGUUGGCAGUGUUUGGUUUCUUAGUGUUGCUCAAAAUAACAGUGCAUACUGUAUAUGCAGGAAAAGAGUUUAUAUGUAGUUUAUAUGUUAUUUUGCCGUAUAUACCAAUGAUAUGGCACAGGGAAAAUGGGGAAUGCUCAAGGAAAUGAGCUGAAGUAAGAGUGGGAACUCUGUUGUAUAUGUGUAUACAUGAGUGUGUAAUAUAAACAUAUAUAUAAUAUAUAUACCUACAUACAUAUAUAUAUAUUCAGGCAGUAGUGAUCAACCUGAGUGUGCUGAAUAGAAUCUUAUCUAGCCUUUCACACCAAAGACUAGAAGGACACCAGAAUUCAAUGCCCGCAGAGAUUCUGACCUUUGCAAUGGAAGGAAAAUAUUUCUAGCCACAUUUUGUUUGUGUGGACUUAACAACAGCACAAGUUGUCAUCCAAGAGUAGUGUUUUCAGACUCUAGAGUUCAUGCAGCUUUUUUCCUGGUGUAAAUUGUUUUUCAAUGAAUUACUGGCUUAAUGCAGUUGUGUGAAGCUAAGAGCUCACUGCUAACCGACUCCAAAAGCUUCUUCAGGAAGUUUUUUACUAAAAAAGAUUUUGACAACAGGAAAAACUCCAAGCAACAGGAGACUGCUAUUGUAGCUUACUAAAGUUAAAUGGAAUGACAUAUCAAAAUAAUGACUCAAUGUUGAACACUUUGUUUUGUUUGAAACGGUGAGUGUUUAUUCAUUUGUUUGGCAUUACUUUGUACAAUGAUGAUGUUAAUUUAUAAAGGUAGUUUUCAUCCCAUUUGUAGAUUAUUUUGUAGAAAACUUGCUGCAUCAAAAGGUACCAACAUCAAAAGAAAUUUUAUAGUGUAAAAGAAUGUUUUCAGUGUCAUACCAGAAAUUGAUAAUUUUGCUGGAUCUUAAUCUGUUUUCACCAAGUUGGGGGUUCUACACUUUUAACAGUUCUUCAAAGAUACACACAAAGUUGAACACAGUGGCAAUGAAUCAAGUUGUAAAAAUAUUUUUAUAAAGCACAGACAUUUAGUAAAAAUGAUUGUACUUAUUAAAUUGAAAGAAAAAAAAUAGUGUACUUAUCAUGUCUAGUAUUGUUACAAGAACGAAAUAGAAAACUGUUAAAAUAACUUCAGUGCAGUAAUCAUUAACAAGUAAAAAAUUAUUUUUCAUAAACUUAAUGAAAAAUUGCUUUUAUAGUUAUUUGAAUGAUAUUUCAGAAUUCAAAAACCUUAGCCAAUUAUUUUUAAAAUUUCACAUCAAAAAUUUAUUUUUCUCUGUGAAAUGUGUUGCCUAUGUUUAUCAUUUUUACCAACACUUUAUUAUGUUUUAGUUUUAUUGUAUUGACUGACUUGUUUAACAUUUUACUGUAUUAAAUUAUUCUUAUUAAGAAUUGUUAAGGCCAAUCAUGUUUAAAAGGUACAGACUGCAUGUGCUGCAAGCCACAAGUUACCAACCAGAUCAGUCUUGAUGUUCAUGGCUAAAGAUCAAAUACUUAUAAUACAGUGUGUGGUGUUUGGAGAUCACUAAUUUUUACAUGAAAACCGUUCGAAAGUUUUAAUUGCUCGAAAUUAGCAGAUAUAUUUUUUUCAGUUAUCUUUUAACUAAAAAGAAAAUUGCUUUACUAAAAUGUUAUUUAAUGUAAAUAAAUAUAACUUUUCAAUUAAUUGCUUCACUUGAAAUGACUUCUUGUAAUUUGUUACAUGAUGUAAAUGUUGAUUUACACACCAUUGGGCUGAGUGUAGAUAAAUUCAAUAAAAGUUGAGUCCCACAAUUUAAAAUGUAGGCCUAUCUGAUCUGGAAUAUGGUGAUCCAUUUUCAAAACUGAUGGGAUAAGGUAAGAAAAUAAUUAUCAAUGAAAUGUUUGCUAAGAUGCUGUCUAUACUCCCAAUUUUCCCUAACGUGAUGGUACUGCUGAUUGGUGUUUGUUGCCCAUGUGGAUUUUGCUGUGACAGUAGUCAAGAAUAUGGUACUUUAUUCAUCAAACAAUGUACUUUGUAUGUUUGUUGAGAUUGAUCAUUGCAGUUUUAAGAAUAUAUUUAUGGCGGUGUAGUUGAAGAUUUGUAUUAACCAAGCAGUUUAAAAUUUUGAGUGUGUAGCUAACAGUUCUAACUUUUUCUUUUAUUAAGUCAUUGAAUGAAAACAUUUGUGUCUGUUUAACUUCAACAGUUUGUCAAAGCCUGGUACAUACGGUCAGCUUCCUUCAGCUCAAACAUGAGCAAGGGGAGAGCGAACUCAGUUAGGGUAUCGUAAGGAGGCCAGAUAAUUCAUAGUUUGUACACUCUUUUAUGAGCACUGAAUGAGUCGAUAGGUGGAUGAGAACGCUAGAUAAAAUUGUAAAAUUUUAUAAACAUUCAGCAAUAUGACAGUUUUAUUAACUUGUAAGAAUGUCAGAAAUGAAAUAAGUUACCUUGAAUGCACAAAUAAGAAAUCUUAACUUUUUUAUUUUUGUUGUUUAUUUUAAUAAAUAAGUCCUUUUAAUAAUUAUCUGUACACAUUGAACUUAUAAAGAAUAACAAUUUCAUGAUGAGCAUUUAGUAAAUGGUUCAAUUAGAAGGGAUGAUAUACACACGUUAAAGAUGUUUGGCUACAUGUGUGUAUGUGUGAAUAUACAAGUAUAGAAUUCUUAUGUAAUAUGCCUGUGACAUAGAAUUUUUCCCCCUCUCCCCCUCUAAAAUUAUUGGCUUAACUCUCCCUUUAUGAUAUUACUUGUGAGUCAGCAGUGAGUACUUUCAAUGUUCAUGUUUAUUGCUGACAGAAUAUGCCUUUUUGUACCAGGCUUAAUUUUUCAUAAUUAUUUGACUUAAUUGGCUGUAAAAAAAGUCUCAUAUUUUCAAGAUAUUUAUUAGUGUCUUGAUUUUUCUUCUAAUGAUGUAUGUACUUUUUUAAUAGCAAACAAUUAUAAUCAAUAAUUUUUGUAUUUACAAAAUAACGUAUUAAUGUAUAUAUAUAAAAGAAAGAAAAGUUGCAUAGAAGAAAAUACAGAUGUUAUUUACUUUUAUAUACAGUACAUGAGGUAAUAAGAGUAACUUGCAUGUUAUAAUGAUGUGUGACUGAAUGUUGCUUCUUGGGCCUUUGUUUCAUUCUUAAGUAUGAGAGUAGCUUCUGAAAUUAUUACUGGCUCGGCUCCAUAGUUGAGUUUAUGUUAGUACAGAGUUGCAGAGACCUGACAUUUCUGCACAUACCUUCAGGACUUUUAUCAAGGUAAGAGUUAACAAGGUAUUAUGUCUCACAUGUCACUGAUGGUUAUUUCAUUUCAUGCCGUUUCUUCCUUUCAAGGGCUAUUGCUUUCAAUCUCGAUAGCUCUCUUCCAGUUUGUAUUUUGCCACAAUUUUGUGUAAGUUGUUACUACUAAAUGUUAAUCUAAUAGCAGUAAAAUGUGAUGCAAAGGUUCAUAACCUACUUGUGUGAUAUUUUACAGCUUGCUAAUAACUAGGGAUGGACCAAUCCUUAGUAUACGAAGGAUUCGAUAUUGGAGGAAAAAGAUUCUAAGAAAAAUAUUAGAGGAAAUGACGUAAAGUACAAAAUUCAACACUGACAACCUCUGAAGUUUACUAAGUUAAUUUGUUUCAUACUUAACCUGUUACCAUUCUCUAAGAAAUUGAUCCUGGAAACUUAGUUAAUGAAUAAACCAUUUAAAAGGGUAAAUGUUUCAACAGCAUAGUUAAUGUGUUUCAUUUCUUGUACCUUAUUUUAUUUCGGACCUUUAAGUUCUAGAUUUGGAUUUGAGGGGUAUAUUGAAGUACUCUUUGGGAUUCAGAUUCUAGAAAAUUGGGAUUUGACCCAUUGCUAUUAAUAAUGGUUAGUAAACAUCUGGUGGCAAAAUUUGCUGUCAAACAACAAAUUAAAAAGAGCUAUCAUGAUAAAUUUACAGGAAUUACCCUUAAAUAACAUCUAUAGUACAGUAAAAUAUCAUUAAUAAAAAUACAAAACUUUCAUUAAUACAAAGUAUUCUCACAGUCCCUACAAAUUAUUUUGGAGUUAUAGUGCUAAGUAUUUUUUUUAGUACAAAAGUAUGGUUAUUAUGUAAUACAAAGUAUUUUUGUUCCUAGGGGAAAUCGUUACAUGUAUUAAAGGAUGUUUAAUACAAAUGUCCUAUAAUAAUAUAGAGAAUGUGAAAUAUCUAAAAUAAUAUUCUAGCCAUUUUUUUGGUUUGGUGUUGGUUGGGGAAAAGAACUUAGAAAUGUUAUAUUCGUACAAAAUAAUUAUGUGUCUUUAUGUAGUUAGUUUCCAAACAUUUGCUUUAUUAUUCUGUCUUAAAUUCUUUAAAAAAGUAACGUACAAAGUAUUGGUUUUAGUCAUAGGUGUAGCCAUCCUAAAAUUUAAUUUUACAAAGUACAUUUUGGGUUGUAUUAAAUUGUUUGCAAUAUUUCUUGGAAAAUAUCCUUUUUUAGGAGUGUUAUGCAUGUAAUAAAUUGAAAAAAAAAAUGAUUCAAAUUUUAUUUAGAUGUUACAUAAAAAUUGUAAUUAAAUUUUGUAAUAGUUUGAUUAAUACAAACCUCAAUACUGCAAAGUGACAAAUUUAUAGUCCCUUCAGGUUUUUAUUAUUGAGGUUUGACUGUAAUAAAUAAUUAAUUAACCAACGUGGCAUGUGAGACUAACGAGGGGAAGCUAUGACGUUUGGAUCACGGAUUUUAUUCAAACUUUGUACACUUUAAGUAUUUCAUUAGGACACCAUAAUGUGCAAGUAGUAAGACGUAUUACUUGGGCGUUUUCGAGAAAAUCGCAAGAGAAGUUUUACAUGUCAAAUAUGUUCUGAUGCGUUGUGACCAUGAGAGCGAGAUGGCGGUGGUGAGUGGUUAGCCGUCAAGCUCUGUAAUCGCUGGAUCUCUGAAUCUAGUCCAACUCAUGGUUUUUUUUUGUAAAUUCAUAUUUUUUUCAACACUGGUCAUAUUCUUUCAUAUAUAUUACAAUUGUAAUACAAUGAAAAAAUAUGUGUAUUUGCGUGAAAGUUUAUUGAAUUUCCUAUUUUUUAUUGUUUGUUCACUAAUUUUAUUAUUACAACAAAUACUUCAUUUAUAAUUAUGGACAAGGAAACGACUGACAUAACAUAAAGUUUUGCUGGAAAUGUUUUCCUGUCGUAAUUUUGACAUUUCUUCUUUUUUUUUUUUGUAUGAAUUUUUUUGUAAUAAUAAACAUUAGUGAACACAAAAAAAAUUGGAAAUUCAAUAAAAGUUAAUGCAAAUACACAUUUUUUUAAAAAUUAUAUUACCUUUUAAUUGUAAUAUGUAUGAAAGAAUAUGACCAGUGUUGAAAAAUAAUAAUUAAAAAAAACCAUGAGUAGGACUUGAUUCAGAGCUCCAGCGAUUACGGAGCUUGAAUACUAACCACUGGACCACCGCCAUCUCGCGCUCAUGGUCACAAUGCACCGGUACAGUAAUGAACUACCAAAAGUGUACAAAGUUUGAAUAAAAUCUGUGAUUUGAACAUCGUAGCUUCCCCUUGUAAGUCUUAACAGUACCUGUGGAAGGAGAUGCUAAAAUGAUUGGAUUAUAAACUGAAUGAAUGUGGCUUAAAAUAUUCAAGAAAUUUGACAUAUUUUAAACUUACAAAUUUCUUUUACAGUAGGAUUCGCUUAGUGGCCAUGACUGCUGAGGCAAAAUACUCGUGUGUGUGUGAGGACAUCUAGCAUCCUCUCGAGUCUUGAAGGCCCCGUAGUCGAAUUAUCAGGGUGUAAGAGCACAACGUAACAUGCUGCCUUUGCCUGCAUGGUAGGUCAAGAUGCCCUCUUGCCUUGCGCAUAAUUCUUCGUUCAAGUUUUUUCGAGUUGUGCCAAACAGCGAAUAGAUGAAUGUUCAACAUUAAUGGAAUGGUUCAUGCAUUGGCUGUAAAAUUAAUUCUUGCAUUUUUUUUUUUCUUUUUCCUUCAGACAGUUUAGAUGCUUAUCUGUUGUUUUUCAGCUCAUCUCACUGAAGUUAGGUAGUGUUCAGUAGUGUGGCUACAUUGUUUGAAAGUGUGGGGCACAAUGUAUUUUUAUUGUAUGUAGAACAAGAAACAGAAAACAGUCAGUUUGAAACUAUUCAUUCACAUACUGUAUUCAGCAUCAGAAUAUGACAUCUCACUGUUAAAAAAACUGAUUUUUUUCCCCAAUGAAUAAUAUUAUGGCUGCUGUUCAACACCAUUGCUGUUUGUAUUUUUUUUUUGUUAUUAUGCUCAUUUUGUGAACACCAAAUACUACUGAAAAAAAUGUAAGGUUUUUGUACAGUGUCUUAAGCAUCUACAAUUUUAAGGAAGUAACUACUAGUGUUUUGCAGAACUGAACAUGCCAAAAAAAAAAAAAAAAGAAGAAA